Messenger RNA from Hibiscus syriacus, 1418 nucleotides. RefSeq names its product stearoyl-[acyl-carrier-protein] 9-desaturase, chloroplastic-like. The record is from RefSeq and is a predicted model, not a curated record. Gene Ontology annotation, molecular function: stearoyl-CoA 9-desaturase activity; stearoyl-[ACP] desaturase activity. Gene Ontology annotation, biological process: defense response; fatty acid metabolic process. The transcript is spliced from 3 exons. Gene Ontology annotation, cellular component: chloroplast stroma. NCBI's taxonomy places the organism in Eukaryota, Viridiplantae, Streptophyta, Magnoliopsida, Malvales, Malvaceae. Bases 63 to 1253 code for a protein of 396 amino acids.
AGACUUAGCUGCUCUGAACACACACACGCAUAGAUUUUAUCGUCGCCCCAAAGCAAAGCAAAAUGGCUCUUCAAUUCACCCCCAUGGUUUCUCAAACUAAGAAACUACCUUCUUUUGGUCUUCCACCCAUGGCCACCCUUAGAUCUCCCAAGGUUUCUAUGGUCUCCACUGUCCCCCCUCGCUCCAAAGAGGCAGAAACACUGAAGCAGCCGUUCAUGGCACCUAAGCUGGUGCAUCAGGCCACACACACCAUGCCUCCCCAGAAGAUCGAGAUCUUUAAAUCUUUGGAUGAUUGGGCUAGGGAUAACAUUCUCAUUCAUCUUAAACAAGUUGAUAAAUGUUGGCAGCCUAAGGAUUUUCUUCCUGAUCCUUCAUCUGACGGAUUCGAGGACCAAGUCCGAGAGCUCAGAGCGCGGGCGAAUGAGAUUCCAGACGAGUACUUCAUCGUGUUGGUCGGUGACAUGAUCACGGAGGAAGCCCUUCCGACCUACCAAACAAUGCUUAAUACAUUAGAUGGAACUCGUGAUGAAACUGGUGCUAGCCCUACUUCUUGGGCUACUUGGACGAGGGCUUGGACCGCCGAAGAGAACCGGCACACUGAUCUACUCAACAAGUAUCUCUACUUGUGUGGGAGGGUGGACAUGAGGCAAGUUGAGAAGACGAUUCAGUAUUUGAUCGGAUCCGGAAUGGAUCCGGGUACGGAGAAUAGCCCUUACUUGGGAUUCAUCUACACAACUUUCCAAGAAAGGGCGACUUUUAUCUCCCAUGGGAAUACAGCCAGGCUAGCCAAGGUGCAUGGUGACAUGAAUUUGGCUCAGUUAUGUGGUUCGAUUGCUGCAGACGAAAAGCGUCACGAGACAGCAUACACUAAAAUCCUCGAAAAGCUCUUUGAGAUCGAUCCCGACGGAUCCGUCCAGUCCUUUGCCGACAUGAUGAGGAAGAAAAUAUCGAUGCCAGCCCACUUGAUGUACGAUGGCAUAGACGAAAACCUCUUCGACCACUAUGCAUCCGUUGCGCAACGAAUCGGGGUUUACACGGUCAAGGACUAUGCCGAUAUAGUUGAGUAUCUGGUGGAGAGAUGGAAGGUGGAGCAACUCACCGGACUUUCGCCCGAAGGCCGUGAAGCUCAGGACUUCGUGUGCCGUCUUGCACCGAGAAUUAGAAGGCUGGAGGAGAGAGCUCAAUUGAAGGCUACUACGGAAACACCCAGUGUUCCAUUCAGCUGGGUUUCUGGCAGGCAAGUUAAGCUCUGAAUUCCCUGUCCAAGUAGCUUGUCACGCAAGAAGAGAAGGGCCUAGAGGAAAUUGUGCUGAAAAACGUGUCUAGUUGUAAUUUAAAUAAGUGUUAGUUUGGGGACUUAAGUGAGGUUGUUUCUGUGUGUGUGUGUGCACCAACAAUGAAGUAUCAAGUUCCUUCUA